AUGGAGCUCCACCCGGGGCAGCUCUACCGGAACCGCACGGGCGGCGCGCUCUCGGUCGCCGACAGCUUGCGCCAGCGCUUCCUCGAGAACGACGUCAAUGGCAUGCGUGAGAUGCUGGACGCGCUGACCGAGACGACGACGCUCUGCUGCGUGAACCCGACGUCGCCGCUGCUAGCACUGCUGCAGGAUGCAUUGGCCAACGUCCCGAGACCUGGCGUCGUCCUCAGCAUAGGCAGUGGCUCUGGCCUGCUAGAGUUCCUACUGGACUUGCAACUGGGCGAGAAUGGCCUGGACGUCCAUGGCCUCGAUAUCGCGCCCGUGAACGUCUUCCUGCCCUUCUUCGACGUCGUCAAGGAAGGUGGUCGCCCGUCCAACGUCGACAACACGGUCGUGCUCCUCGCCGUGUACCUUCGCCGACCCUCGCUAUUAGCAACCUACUUGCGAUGGUAUCCCAAAGUGACCAAGGUGAUUCUGAUUGGCCCCAAGAACGAAGACCCGCUCGCCGACGCCGCCACCGCCGACGCGGUCCAGGCGUGGGGCACGUGCGAGGCGCUGAUUACCGACCACACCGCCCUCGCGCGCUGGGAUAUGUACCAGGUGUGGACCAAGAGGCCUUGA
Molecule: messenger RNA, 618 nt
Organism: Saprolegnia diclina VS20
Lineage: Eukaryota; Oomycota; Saprolegniomycetes; Saprolegniales; Saprolegniaceae
Exons: 1
Coding region: 1-618 (205 amino acids)
Source: RefSeq, a predicted model, not a curated record